CAUCUUCGAGAGUCCAAAAUCCAAAUGAUCCAAAUUCCUCUGAAAAAAAAAAAAAACAGUCAAAACCCUAGCGGGCUUGGAACGAACACGUUUCCAACAAGCUCCGAAACAAAAAUCCAGAGGAAAUUCUCAAUAAAUGGCCAAUUCACUUGUAAAGCAAACCCUAAACUAUCUCAAAAGGAACCCCAAAUUUCUCACACCACUCUCAUCCCAGUCCCACACGCGUUUCUUCACCAGCUCCAUCGCCACCGCCGAUGACCCUCAAUUUGACGACCCUUCUUCUUCCUUCACGUUCUCACCCGAAGGUCAAGAAGAUGGCAAUAGCAAUAACAACACCAACAAAAGCGACAGAGAUGACAGAAUUUACGUCAAGGCGCCGAGCUCGAAGCCCGAGACGGCGUCUUCUGUAACGAUGCCGAUGUCCUUCGUGACAGGGUCCACAGUGGGGAGGAGGUUCUACAAGGACGUGAAGUUAAGAGAAGCCGAUGGUGGUAUUGGGUGGACGGUAAUGCUUGAUUAUCGGACGCUUAAGACGCCCUCCAAGAGGCCCCUCAAGCUCCCUACAUUGCCUCUCGCUAAGGCCAUUGCUGCUGAGUGGGAAUACCAGCAAAUAGAUGGGAUCAGACCCUUCACAAUGCCUCUAAUGAGACUUGCUUGUACUGCACUGGAAAGAGUUCCACUCAACCGAGCAAAGAUUAUUGAAUAUUUGUUGAAGAAAUUUAACCAAGAUUUGGUCUUCUGUCGAGCACCGGAAGAUAAUGAUCUGACACGUGGCGUCUAUGAAUCUCAAGUGCAGAAAAUCGAUCCUUUACUUGGUUGGGUAGAGUCUGAAUUUGGCUUUAAGCCUAUCGUCUACACCAGCUUUUUUGGUGGGAAGCAGGAAGAUGGUCUCAUAAAGGCCAUAGAUAACCUUCUGAAGAAAACAGAUGACUGUGAAUUGGCAGCAAUUGAUGCUAUUGCAGCUGCAGCACAUUCUUUGAUUAUUGCAGUUGGAAUCUCUCGUGGGAAAUUGCAAAUUGAGGAAGCGAUUGAAUUGAUUAGACUUGAAGAAGAUUUGCAGAUGGACAGGUGGGGUCUUGUUGAAGGUGGACAUGAUCUGGAUAUUGCCGAUCUUAGGGUACAAAUCUCUUCUGCUGCUGUAUUUCUUGGUCUUUCUAGGAGGAUAUAACCCCCCCUACACUUUUUACUUUGUCCAUUAAUGUUUUAAGAGCCAUCUUUUAAGCUAGUUUCAGUUCCUUGUUUGUUGUAAAUCUUGACAACUUAGGGCAUGUAAUGCUCAGAGAUUUUGUUGUGGUGGCUGAAAUAAAUGACAUUGUAAUCUCACCAUUCUUCUAAAUAACAGAGAGAAUUCCUUGUGCAA
Juglans regia (Persian walnut) is the source of this 1360-nucleotide messenger RNA. Its product is annotated as ATP synthase mitochondrial F1 complex assembly factor 2-like. The coding region runs from base 137 to 1168 and encodes 343 amino acids. The transcript is spliced from 4 exons. Gene Ontology annotation, biological process: mitochondrial proton-transporting ATP synthase complex assembly. The record is from RefSeq and is a predicted model, not a curated record. Gene Ontology annotation, cellular component: mitochondrion. NCBI's taxonomy places the organism in Eukaryota, Viridiplantae, Streptophyta, Magnoliopsida, Fagales, Juglandaceae.